Triticum aestivum (bread wheat) is the source of this 525-nucleotide messenger RNA. Its product is annotated as 60S ribosomal protein L13a-4-like. NCBI's taxonomy places the organism in Eukaryota, Viridiplantae, Streptophyta, Magnoliopsida, Poales, Poaceae. The transcript has 5 exons. The record is from RefSeq and is a predicted model, not a curated record. The coding region runs from base 1 to 327 and encodes 108 amino acids.
AUGCAUAUUGUUGUGAUCCGUAGCUUACGCCUUGCCUCCAGGUGUCGUGCUGGCGACCGGGUUCAGAGCGCUCAUAUCGAAGGUGGCCGAGCACUGGUACGAGCUCUACAAGAUGGACAAGCAGGGGGCCAACCUCUGGUUCAUCUACUGGUGGGAGGACAAGGUCUCAGGGUUCUGAGGCUGCAGCCUGGGCACAGGUACUGCCUCCUCGGCCAGCUCUCCAAGGAGGUCGGAUGGAACUACGCCGACACCAUCAGGAUGUUCGGGAUGGCGGAGAAGGAGAUGGAGUACCGGGUCGAGCUUUUCAACCGGCGAAUUUGGGGCUGAGGAAAGAAGACGAGGAGCAACUUCUCUCUGGUCUGGUGGUUGGAACUUCAGGACAAGGUGAAGGUUUUCAAAUGUUGAAGGAGCAGGACAAUAGGAACUUCUGUGAUGUCUUGUCAUCUAUUUUCUUUUCUUUUCUGUAGAAUAGUUUUGUUUGGCACUUACUGGUACCUUGGAUGUAAAGAUAUGUACUGCUAGAAC